This is a messenger RNA of Penicillium odoratum, 1485 nucleotides long. RefSeq names its product cytochrome P450. Gene Ontology annotation, molecular function: oxidoreductase activity, acting on paired donors, with incorporation or reduction of molecular oxygen; iron ion binding; heme binding. The transcript has 3 exons. The record is from RefSeq and is a predicted model, not a curated record. Bases 1 to 1485 code for a protein of 494 amino acids. Lineage: Eukaryota; Fungi; Ascomycota; Eurotiomycetes; Eurotiales; Aspergillaceae.
AUGGACCUAUCAUCUGAAAUAGAUAACUCACAGACGUUGGUAUACUUGUUGGUAUGGGCGGUGUACGCUUUGUAUUUGCAUCCUCUGAGCCGGUACCCUGGUCCCAAGCUUGCGGCCAUUUCGCCCCUCUGUCACCUUCUCUGGGAUAUCCAGGGAAGACAGCAUUCAGCGAUCAAAGAUCUACACGACAAAUAUGGAGAUGUUGUUCGUAUUUCUUCUAAUGCACUGGUCUAUCGAGAUGCUUCUGCUUGGAAAGAUAUCUAUGGUCACCGGAAGAAGGGACAAAGUACUUUUGUCAAGGAUCCUUCUCUAUAUUCUCCGACGCCAAAUGGUGUCAAUGCCAUCAUCACCGCCAAUGAACAGGAUCACCAGCGCAUGCGCCGUCUGCUGGCUCAUGCAUUCUUCAGCAAAGCUCUUGGUGAACAAGAAGGCAUUCUUCAUACCUAUGCUGACAUUUUGGUCGACAAGCUGGGAGGUGUAUUAUGUGAACAAUCUUCUCCAGUGGUUGAUUUGACUCGUUGGCUCGACUUUACUACAUUCGAUUUGAUCGGUGACUUGGCUUUUGGCGAACCUUUUGGCUGUCUGUCAAACAGCACGUACCAUUGGUGGGUACUUAUCAUCUUGGAUGCUGUCAAGGCAAGUGCGUAUCUCAAAGUCUUCUGGUUUUAUCCGCUUCUGCUUCCAUUAUUCGCUCUGUUGGUUCCAAAGCAUCUUCUGGAGAAAAGAACUGCCAGUUUCAAUUUGAGCGUGGAAAAGAUGCGUCGCCGGCUCAACAGCAAUACCACCAGACCUGACUUCACCUCAUACAUACUCAAGCACAGCAAGGGCGACGUGGGACUCUCGCCUUCCGAGAUUGACGCCAAUGCCGCUGUUUUUGUACUUGCGGGUAGCGAAACCACUGCUGCACUGCUAUCAGGCUGCAUGUAUUACCUUCUCUGCCACCGUGACAAGUACACUUGUCUUGUUCGGGAGAUCCGCAAUGCCUUCGAAAACCCGUCUGAUAUCAAGCUGGCACGCAUUGCUUCGCUCCCAUACCUUAAUGCCGUCUUGACUGAAACCCUCCGCAUAUACCCUCCCAUUCCGGCUAUGCUUCCCCGUCUCGUGCCGGCGGGUGGAGCCGUUAUUAAUGACAGUUAUGUGCCUGGAGGUGUUUCUGUCUCAGUCUCCUUGUACUCAUCCUUCCACGCAUCCGCCCACUUCAAGCAACCCGACUCCUUCGUCCCGGAGCGCUGGCUCACCAGUGCAGAGUCCAAGGAUUUUGCUUUCGAUAAGAAAGAAGCGUUCCACCCAUAUUCAUAUGGACCGAGGAACUGUCUGGGUCAGCACCUUGCUAACGCGGAAAUGCGUCUGAUUCUUACAAAGCUUCUCUGGUACUUCGAUUUCGAGCUCCAACCCGAGUCCUUGAACUGGUCUGAGCAGAGUUCUUUUUCUCUUUGGUCUCGCCCCGCGCUGAUGGUAACUCUCGCCCGUGCUGGAGGGGUUUGA